AAAAACAAUGCGUGACUUUUAAUUGAGAUUUGAAAACAAUAAUAAUCUAACCAUUGAUUUGAUGGCUUAAUCCCAGACACAGACAAACAAACAAACAAACAAAAGAUGUGUUUGAAUAACAACUACAAGACAAGCGAUGACAACAACAACAACAACAACAACAACACAUCCGUGAUUAAGACAGUUUGCCGGCUAUUGACUGAUAGGAUCGGCAAUAGAUUUGCGGUGUUUGCCGCCUCCGCCGCCACCGCUGAUGAUGACAAUAUCAUCAGAGAUAAUAUCAUUGCCGACACUGAUAUUCCCACCACUGAUGACAACAACAACAAGAAGUUUAUCAACGAGUUUGACAACAAUAGCAAAGCGUAUACGGAUUUUAUCGGUUCGCUAACCAUUUGGCAGAGUAUUAAGUAUUUAUAUCAACGAAAAGUGGACACCAGUGCCGAUGAUUAUCGGCGACAGUUUGUCAAAGAUAACGAAACCGGUUACGAUAGGAUACGACUGAUGUGGUCGGAACAUUUGGACGGCGAAGACAAUCCCGAAAUAUCAUUUAUAAUGCAAUCGGUAGCCUACGGCGCAAUGGGCGGCUUUCUCUACGGCGGUCUUGUCAACAACAAGGCUGCCAUCUUUGACUUUGUCCGCCGACACAACGACUAUGUCUUUCGCGGCCAUUUCGAAGGCCAACGUCGUAUACGGGACGCGAUGUUCAUAAAUCUUGGCCGACACGGCUGGCGGUGGUGUUGGCGAAUGGCCCUGUUUUCUGGUGUACUAUCGACACUGACCACAACGGCCAUUACCUACCGAAACGAUAUCUACUAUCGCGACUGUUGCGCUUCGGGUGCCCUAUUGUGCGCGGCCUGGAAAAUGAAAUUAGGUUUGAGGGCAAUGGCCGUAUCCGGUGUACUCGGAUCGAUCAUUGGUGCCCUUUUUGCUUCGGGCGCCAAACUGGCCAUCUGGUCGUUCAAUACAUCGGUUCCCGAGUACCGACACUGGCGUCACGUUCGCUAUCAGAAUCAUUUGGCUGUCCAUAACUAUAGCGACGGUAACAGUGAAUACAAGUGGCGUACAGACAAUCAAAAAGAUUCGGUUCUUCUCUAUCAACCACAACAACAACAACCAUCACAACCACCGCAACAACAAACAGGUCAACAGUCAAACACUUGAGUGAUAAUUAGCUAAAAAUUUUGUUUCACUAUAUAGACAGAGUUAACGAAAAAAAAAUGUUAGUUUUUUUCCUGCCGUUAAGUAGGAGACAAAUUUUUUUUUAGUUUUUGAUAAAUUGUUAGGAAAUAAAAUGAUAGAUUGAAAAAAACUAAUAUAAAAUUUUUGUGUAAAUUUGUUUAAGUUUAUUGUGAAUACCACUUAACUACUAUUACUUCUACUACUACUACUACUAUCAGUACAGGUAUAAGUGUACGGUAGUUAUGUCGGGGGAUUUGAAUUAAUAGGCAU
Oppia nitens is the source of this 1449-nucleotide messenger RNA. RefSeq names its product RPII140-upstream gene protein-like (gene 140up). NCBI's taxonomy places the organism in Eukaryota, Metazoa, Arthropoda, Arachnida, Sarcoptiformes, Oppiidae. Gene Ontology annotation, cellular component: mitochondrion. Bases 106 to 1161 code for a protein of 351 amino acids. The transcript has a single exon. The record is from RefSeq and is a predicted model, not a curated record.